CCCACAGCCCGCCCGCCCGCCGAGCAGCCGGGCUGGCGCGCUCGGUUUCUCCACGAAAGCCAGCAGUGUACCUAGGAAUUAACCGGCCGGCGCGGGAGGGGAGGGGAGCGGGAAGCGAAGCGGGGGGGAUGCUGAGCGCGCGAGAGAACAAUAAUAAGAUCGUGUUUGCGGUCGCUGCCCGAAGAGGAAUUCGGAGGAAGCGCGAGGCCCGGCGCUCGCGCCGCUCCUGGAGCCGAAGAAGGCCCGUGGCGGCAGCAUGAAGCAGGCGACGCGGCGCCUGUAAGCAGCGCGCGGCGGCGGCGGCAGCGGGAACCUCUGCGCGGCCGGACGCUGACGAGCGCCGAACGGCCGGGGGCUCCCCUCCCCCACUGUCGGGCGGUGAUUUGCCGGGCCUGCUGUGCCCCCCGCCCACCCUUCGCCUCAGCUGCCGCCUCGCCGCUUCCCAUCGUCGGAGCGGCCGCUCGCCAGCCCGCCCGUGAAGCUCGAGGCCCGUGGGGAGCGCGGCGCAGGCCGUCGGCCCGCGGAGGGUCGGCCUCCCGGCAUCUUCGGCGGCGACCAAGGACGACCAGGAAGGGGAGCGGCCGGGAUGGCGCGUCCGCGGCCCCGCGAGUACAAGGCGGGCGACCUGGUCUUCGCCAAGAUGAAAGGCUACCCGCACUGGCCGGCCCGGAUUGAUGAACUCCCAGAAGGAGCUGUGAAGCCUCCAGCAAACAAGUAUCCCAUCUUCUUUUUUGGCACCCAUGAAACUGCAUUUCUAGGUCCCAAAGACCUUUUCCCAUAUAAGGAAUACAAAGACAAGUUUGGAAAAUCAAACAAAAGGAAAGGAUUUAAUGAAGGAUUGUGGGAAAUAGAAAAUAACCCAGGAGUAAAGUUUACUGGAUACCAGGCAAUUCAACAACAGAGCUCUUCAGAAACUGAGGGAGAAGGUGGAAAUACUGCAGAUGCAAGCAGUGAGGAAGAAGGUGAUAGAGUAGAAGAAGAUGGAAAAGGCAAAAGAAAGAAUGAAAAAGCAGGCUCAAAACGGAAAAAAUCAUACACUUCAAAGAAAUCCUCUAAACAGUCCCGGAAAUCUCCAGGAGAUGAAGAUGAUAAGGACUGCAAAGAAGAAGAAAACAAAAGCAGCUCUGAGGGUGGAGAUGCCGGCAAUGACACAAGAAAUACAACUUCAGACUUGCAAAAAACCAGUGAAGGGACCUAACUACCACAGAGAAUGCUGCAUAUUAAGAGAAACCACAAGAAAGUUAUACGUUUGGUUGUCUAAUAUUCUUGGAUUUGAUACGAACCAACACAUAGUCAUUGUUGUCAUUGACAGACACCAGUUUGUAUGUACAUUAUUCACAUUCCUCUCUGUUGUGUUUAGAAAAAAAAGACAUUUUAGCCUUUUUUAAGGUUACUGAUUUAAUUUAAUGUUACUUGGUUGCAUGAAGUUGCCCUUAACCACUAAAGAUAAUGAAGAUUUUUGCACAGAUUUAUACAUGUCUAGGAUCCUUUUAUUAAGGCAGUUAUGCUCAUCAUUCUCCUGCCUUUACCCCACCAUCACCAAACAGUUCAGUAUAAAUUAGCAUUUUUUAAAUCAUCACUCAGUGCUUAAGGAUGGGAUUUCCUCUCUUUGACAGAACCAACCCAGGAAUUAAUUUCUAGAUGCAUAAUGGUGGUAUAUUGAAGAUGAAAUUAAAAUUGUCCUUCAGUUUUGAGGCCAUGUAUGUGUAAAGUUUAACCAUAUUGUAAAAUAUCUAUUCUGUAUUAGAAAUAGCUAGUUGAGAGCUUAUACUUCUCAAAACUCAUGUUGUUACGUACACAAACUCAGUUUCUGUAUGUGAAGUUAGUGAGUCUUUGUGUUACUCCAAAAUAAAGGCAGUGAUUUAUUUUUUCCCAAUGCCAAUACAAUUUGAGCUAAUAACUCAAGGUGGGUACUUUACAUUUUAAAGCUGGAAUCAGCAGCAGCCCUAUGGGAAACCAACAAAGCAUUGACUUUUAAAUAUAAAUUUUUAAAAGGAACUGUUUUCUUUUGGACCUAGAGUUAGAAUAGUUACUGUUCAUUCCACAAACCAUUAUUAUGUGUACAUUAUUGUUGCUAUUGUGAUAAUAGAGAAUUUUAUUUAUUUUUAUGCCAACUUAAUUGUGAGAACACAUUUAGUCAGUUUGGGUUUUAUCAAUCCUGUUAUGCUUGUCCUUGGAACAUCUUUCGCGUAUUCGAGGUUUGUAGUUGAAAGUUUACUGUAAAAAAAAAAUCAAAAUCAAAAAAAUGUAUUGUUUUUACAGAAUAAAUUUAUUGGAAUGUGUACUGAGAGUAAGAUUUGAGAUUGUGAGCAACCAAGUUAGUGUAAUUUGGCUUCAUAUAUGUAAUAAUGUGAGGUAUUAAUGUAAUUCAUAUAUUAAAGCAAAAGUUGUUAACAGCAAGUUGACAA
Orycteropus afer afer is the source of this 2408-nucleotide messenger RNA. The record is from RefSeq and is a predicted model, not a curated record. NCBI's taxonomy places the organism in Eukaryota, Metazoa, Chordata, Mammalia, Tubulidentata, Orycteropodidae.